Molecule: messenger RNA, 1810 nt
Organism: Leptopilina boulardi
Lineage: Eukaryota; Metazoa; Arthropoda; Insecta; Hymenoptera; Figitidae
Exons: 5
Coding region: 481-1608 (375 amino acids)
Source: RefSeq, a predicted model, not a curated record
GGAUGGGAAAUAUUAAAUAUUGUUUUUAAUGUACAUAUUUAAUGGCACGUAGUAUUGUGUUCGUGAGUGAAGGGUAGUAGCUUCAGGACUACUAGACUGUGACUAUAUUUUCAUUGGUGUAAUGUUGGAAGAAAGUUGACGAUUAACAAUAUGCAAGGUGUUUUAUAGAGUAAAAAUAUAUAUUUCUAUCGCGCGUUGAGAUGGUGCAAAAGCAUCAUAAGCGUCACUAGGUCAUACCCACCCAUUCUCAAUGUUCAAUAUUCGUCGUUAUUCUUGCGGUUAGAAAUUAACUGUUAUGGUGGGAGAUUCUAGAGCGUCAGUAGUCUUCUUUUUAUCUUGUAUAAAAGAGAAGAUGCCUAGUCUUGGUUCCUGCAAUAUAUCUGGAUCACCCGAACGGGAUACAUUAUUCGGUUAUAUAUCUAUUUAUAAAUAUAGUGAAAAGUUUAUAUUUGUGUAUUCAAAUUUUUAUUUAUUUUUAUCAUGCGGCUUGCGAUUUUCCUCGUUUUUCUAUCAAUAGCAUGUAGUUUUCUGACAAUUGCUGCAGAGAGGAAGGUAAUUUUUAUGAUACCACGUCACGUAAGAAGGAGUCCAGGUGCAUCGUGGCACUCUCAUAUGAGACCGCCCCCAUUAAGAAAAUCCCAUUAUACAGCCGAUGACAAUUAUCCACAUCUUUAUAAUCGGCCAAAUAGUAUUAUUUAUGGAAAACCAGCAUUUCGCCAUGGAGGAAAUUAUUUACCUCAUGGAGGCGAUGAUUUUGAUCAAGAUCACGAGGGAAUUAAUAAUGUUGUCGUACCCCAUGGAAAAGGCAUAAGUCAUGGGAUUUCCUUUGGUCACGGAUAUAUUCCAUAUGAUAAAAUUAAAGGCAAUUAUGUGCCUCUAAAGGAAGGUUUCGUGGAAAAUCAUUCUUCAAAGGAUUCAUCGGAGGAUUCUGCAUUUUCACCGAUAGAUCCAAGUCACGUUAGUUUAACAACAGAAAGUGACACAGAUUCCUUUCUUCCCGGUCAAAGUGGAUCCUAUGAUAUUGAAUUGAAUGGAAAAACAAUUGACGAUCAAAGUAAACUUUUUAAUUCACGAUCAUUGGCAAAAGCUUCUUAUGGCGACAAACUUUCAUUGGAUAAUGUAAAUAGCGCCUCAGCUGGUGAGGAAAAAUCAAUUAUUGCCAAUGAUUAUUCAACAUCAUCACAAGUUUUAAAAUCGGAGACAACGUCGAGUACGCCAAUUUUUGUACCAUCGCCAAAAAUUGGAGGAAGCACGAGAGGAGUCGUGAUUCGUGACAGUGUAUCACUUGACGAUUAUAAUAGAAAAGUUGAGGAAUUCACAAAAACAUGGCCGGGUGUUGUAAAUAUUCCUGGAAUUCAUGGAAGCAAUAUACAACAUGUUGGACAAAAUAUUCAACAAUUGCCAAUAUCAUCAUUUGCAGGAUCAAGUUUUCCCGCUAGUUCAUCAUGGACAUCAUCAUUGGCGGGUAAUCAGGGCUAUUCAGUAAGGGAGGAUAUUGUCGAACCCGAAUAUGAUUUUCGAACAAUGCCCAUACAAAAUAGUCCUGUUUAUUCAUUUCCCAAUCCUGGCAGUGCAACUUUGCCUAAUAUUCAAUCUUCGUAUUCUUAAUUAUUUAUUUUUUAGUUUUAUCUAAUUAAUUAUUUGAAAGAAACGGAUUUUUUUGUCUUUUUUUAUUUUUAUUUAUUUUUUUUUUGUUUCAUCACUACUAAAGAGAAAUUAUUUUUUUUUUGUAUGAAAUAUUUCAAUGCCAAGAGAAAAAAAUGAUAAAAUUAUUAAGGAACAAAAGAAAUAAAAAAAGAAAUGAAAAUUA